Messenger RNA from Colossoma macropomum (tambaqui), 2724 nucleotides. RefSeq lists its product as uncharacterized. NCBI's taxonomy places the organism in Eukaryota, Metazoa, Chordata, Actinopteri, Characiformes, Serrasalmidae. The record is from RefSeq and is a predicted model, not a curated record. The transcript is spliced from 13 exons. Gene Ontology annotation, molecular function: protein binding. Bases 172 to 2118 code for a protein of 648 amino acids.
ACAUAUGUGUGAUUUAAUAAACCAGUCUGUAGUGAGAAACUACAGAUCGUAUUAUCAUAAAUGAGCUGAUGUGUGUCUCUGCUGUAGGACUGGAGAUCCUGAUAAAGACGGAGCUGAACUUUUCUACCUAAAGACUCUGAAAGACUCUGAACUCUGACCUCAGAAACAGGAAUGAAGUUUCUUUGUGUGGCAAUACUGAUUUUCUCUGGCUUUAUGGAGACCACAUCAGAAAACUUUAAGGUAGUUGGCCCAGCUGCUCCUCUUGUUGCUGAAGCUGGUGAAGAUCUGGUUCUGCCCUGUUCUCUCCAACCCAACAUUAGUGCUGAGGAUAUGAUGGUGGAGUGGAUCAGAACAGAUCGGACUGAUACUGACAAUCUAGUGCAUCUCUAUGAAGGUCAUGCAGACAGAUAUUAUGACCAGAUUAAGUCUUACAGAGGAAGAACAGCUCUAUUUAAAGAAGAACUGCAGAAGGGCAACACCUCACUGAAACUCUCAGUGGUCCAGACUUCUGAUGAGGGAGUUUACAAGUGUUUAGUAAAAUCAGCAUCCUGGUAUGAUGACAUCACUGUUCAUCUUGUUCAGGUUAAAGUACAUUUAAAAGUAGUUGGCCCAGCUGCUCCUCUUGUUGUUGAAGCUGGUGAAGAUCUGGUUCUGCCCUGUUCUCUCAUACCCAGCAUCAGUGCUGAGGACAUGAUGGUGGAGUGGAUCCGAACAGAUCGGACUGAUACUGACAAUCUAGUGCAUCUCUAUGAAGAUCAUGGAGACAGAAAUGAUGAUCAGAUGGUGUCUUACAGAGGGAGGACAGCUAUAUUUAAAGCAGAACUGCAGAAAGGAAACACUUCACUGAAACUCUCAGCAGUGCAACCUUCGAAUGAGGGAGCUUACAAAUGCUUAAUUCGGUACAGGUCCUGGUUUGCUGAUAUACCUCUUUAUGUUGAAGUUAAAGAACAAGGUUUUCACGCCUGGAAAAUUGCUAUCAUCUGCUUUUUUGUUUUUGCUGUUAUAUUAAGUGCCUUAACAGCUUGCAUCUUGAAAGAUAAAUUCUCAAAAAGGAAACGCUCUCCUACACAAUGCUCAGCUGUAGCCUACAUGUGUCUUAAAUCACAAUAUGUGCGUGAAGAGUUGGACCUGAAGAAAUACAACACAUCAGAGGAGGGUUACAGAAGACUCAUCCCAGCUAUGACAAACUGCAGAAAGGCUAAAUUUGCUGGAUGUAACCUUUCUGUACAGUCCAUUAAAACUUUGAGUGCAGCUCUACAAACAGAAAACUCCUCUCUGAAAGAGCUGGACCUCAGUAACAAUAAGCUACAGGAUUCAAGUGUAGAGCUGCUCUCUGCUGGACUGAAGAGUUCACACUGUAAACUGGAGAUACUCAGACUAGCUUUGUGUCAUUUUGCGGAAAAGUCUUGUGAAAAUCUGGGAUCAGUUUUACAAACAGAAACCUCCUCCCUAAAAGAGCUGGACAUCAGUAACAAUGAGCUUCAUGAUUCAGGAGUGGAGCUGCUGUCUGCUGGACUGAAGAGUUCACACUGUAAACUGGAGACACUCAGACUAGCUUUGUGUCAUUUUGGUGAAAAGUCUUGUGAAAAUCUGGGAUCAGUUUUACAAACAGAAACCUCCUCCCUAAAAGAGCUGGACAUCAGUAACAAUGAGCUUCACGAUUCAGGAGUGGAGCUGCUCUCUGCUGGACUGAAGAGUUCACACUGUAAACUGGAGACACUCAGACUAGCUUUGUGUCAUUUUGGGGGAAAGUCUUGUGAAAAUCUGGGAUCAGUUUUACAAACAGAAACCUCCUCCCUAAAAGAGCUGGACAUCAGUAACAAUGAGCUUCAUGAUUCAGGAGUGGAGCUGCUGUCUGCUGGACUGAAGAGUUUACACUGCAAACUGGAGACACUCAGAUUAUCAGGAUGUAUGGUCAGAGAGGAAGGCUGUUCUUCUCUGGCUUCAGCUCUGAGUUCAAACCCCUCACACCUGAAAGAACUGGAUCUGAGCUAUAAUCUCCCAGGAAGGUCAGGCGUGAAGCUGCUCUCUGCUAGACAGGAGGAUCCACACUGCUCACUCAAAACACUCAGAGUGGAACAUGAGGGUGAGAUGAGAAUCAGACCAAAGAAAUCUUAGUUUCCAGUGACUGAAUGGUCUGGGAGCGACUCUGACAGUGUUCAAACACCACAUCCAGCUCUUAUUUAAAAAGAGUGAAGAACAUUCAGCUCUCCAUGAUUUGGGCCCUUUAAUAGAACACUUAACGGUGAGUGAACUUCCAUUCACUGUGACUCUGACAAAACAUCUAUAACAUUUUUCUGACAGUCACAGUUUCUCUAAAUUGCCUUUUGUGUUGCGUCUCUUGGAACUUGUGGAAGCUGCUUCUCAGGCUGGAACUGGUCCUUCUCGGUCACCAGAGGGUUAGUUGUGACCAGAACAUCUGUCUCAGCAAUGUUCCAGAAACAGAAAUAAAAUUCAGAAAUGUGGUUCCAACCAUGAUCUGAUUUGCUGCGUUAGACGCUGUUCUUGUGGUUGUAGUUGGUCUUUUUCGUUUGCCAUCUGUAGAUAUAUAAUUAUGAGAAUCAAUGUGGAAGUUUCAGAAAAAAGACUAUAAAUGAAAACAUCAGUUAAUCUUGUUUUCAUUCACAGUGAAUAUUCAUCUUUAAAUACCCUGCAUCUCCAUAUUAAUGCUCCUUAUAGCAAAUAAACACAGAUGGGUUUUUCCCACUACUGUGGUUCAUUUUG